UGCACUUGCACAGCAAUUAUAGCAAUGUCUAAGCAAAUGGAAAUUGCAUGGAAACUGCUUGAUCUUCAUGACUCCAUCUCACUUUCCAAAUCUGAAAGACAAUUUAGAAGAACAGGGGCUCUAAAGCAAUGGCAGCUGGAGAGAUGUCCACACUUAAAUUCAUCAGAAACUCACUCUCUGGAGGACAAAAAGACUUUACUGUACGAGGCUGCCUGGAAAGGGGAUGCAGAUAAAGUGAAUACUUUGUUCAACUUUGGGAUAUCUGUAAACUGCCAGGAUUACAGAGGAUGGUCUCCACUGCAUAUAGCUUCAUGUUGUGGCCAUCUAGCGCUAGCAAAAUAUCUUUUACAAAAAGGAGCAUCUGCUAAUGUGAGGGAUUCUUGGAAUUUUACUCCACUUCAUCGUGCUGCAUGGAACGGACAUGCAGAAUUAGCAGAACAUCUCUUAGAAAGUGGGGCAUCUCCAGAUGUCUUGACAUCUUCUGGAGAAACAGCAAUGCACCUAGCUGCAGAAAAUGGUCACCUUUCAUGUGUUAAAACACUACUGAAAUAUAAGUCCUCACCCAGCACCAGAGACAACAACAAAUGGACUCCACUGCAUUGGUGCUCUGUUAAUGGCCACAUGGAUGUGCUGGAUUACCUCAUGUCCCUUGGAGUCUCUCUAGAAAAGGACACCAACACAGGCCUGAAAAUGCUUCAUUUGGCUGUACUGGCCGGAAGAAUGCGAGUUGCCAACUAUAUAUUAAAGAGAAAAGUUGACAUCAACAUAAAGGACUCCAAUGGAACUACGGCCCUGCAUAUAGCAGCAGAAAAUGGUUAUAAUGAGAUGGCAGAGCUCCUGCUGAGAAGAGGGGCUUCUGUGCACACACAAGAUGACAACCAGCUCACUCCACUACACCGCGCAGCAGGGCGAGGGCAUGCUCUGAUGGUAAAACUAUUAGCGCAGGAAGGGGCUCAUAUUAACUGCACUGACUCACUAAGCCUAACACCUUUACACCAUGCAGCCUAUAGGGGGCACACUGCGGUAUGUUCUAACCUACUUCAAGAUGGAGCAGACAUCCAUGCUAAAGACUGGCUUGGUAAAACAGCACUGCAUCUGGCAGUAGAAAGAGGCCACACUCAUGUGGUGAAAACUUUAAAGGAGUGCGGGGCUGAUCCUUGCAUUAAAACCAAGUGGAAUGAAUCUGCUACAGACAUGGCUGCACAGGGCAGCUGCAAGGAUAUUCUUAACAUCUUAAAUAUGGGGGGAAUGAAUUUAUGCUAGAAAAAAAGGUAAUGCCAUAUGUAAAGGGGUACUCCGGUGGAA
Molecule: messenger RNA, 1305 nt
Organism: Hyla sarda
Lineage: Eukaryota; Metazoa; Chordata; Amphibia; Anura; Hylidae
Product: ankyrin repeat domain-containing protein 65-like
Exons: 3
Coding region: 25-1263 (412 amino acids)
Biological process (GO): positive regulation of transcription by RNA polymerase II
Cellular component (GO): nucleus
Molecular function (GO): transcription cis-regulatory region binding; protein binding
Source: RefSeq, a predicted model, not a curated record